GUCACGUGGGCGAGUCGCCGCCACGGAGGAGACGCCGGGCCCGGUCACGUGACCCCGGCCCCGCUUCGCACGGGGAUGGAGCCGGAAGAGGGGCCGCCCCUGUGGCGGCUGCAGAAGCUGCCGGCGGAGCUGGGCUCGCAGCUUCUUCACAAAAUAAUUGAUGGCAUUUGUGGCCGAGCUUAUCCUCUCUACCAGGAUUAUCACAGUGUUUGGGAAUCAAAAGAAUGGAUGAAUGUACUAGAAGAUAUAACAAAAUUUUUCAAAGUGGUAGUUGGUAAAAAUUUGUCUGAUGAAGAGAUAUUUCAGCAAUUGAAUCAGUUGAACUCAUUUCAUCAAGAAGCCAUCAUGAAAUGCUUGAAAAGUAGGAAAGAUGAGAUCAAGCAGGCUCUGUUAGGAGAAAUAGUUGAUAUUUCCUCUGCACAGUUACUGGAUUUUGAUUGGCAAUUAAAGCUUGCACUUUCUAGCGACAAGAUUGCUGCAUUACAAAUGCCACUUUUAAAUCUUCAUCUAGAUGUAAAAGAAAAUGGUGAAGUAAAACCGUAUUGUAUUGAAAUGAGUAAAGAAGAGCUGCAGAAUCUCAUACAUUCCAUGGAAGCAGCUUAUAAGGUGGUCCUGCAGUUGAAGUAACUGGAGGUGGUGAACACCGGCACUGAGAUUUCACUGCUGCAGCGAUACGGCAGAGGAUGCUGUGUGUUCAGAAACCCGCGACGUGCUGACUGCUGCACUGGGCUGAGAGGGCAGCAGUGUUGAGAAUACGAAGAUAACAGUUUAUCAAUAUCUCUAAAGAACAGGAAAUUACAUGGUUGACAGGAAAUGCUAAAAUGAAAGAUGAAAAAUCUAUAGUAGCUGUUUAUAUUUUCAUAACGAUUGUUUUGUCUCAUUAAAUAUUUGCAGGAUCUUUAUAGAUACAUACUUUUAUUGAAAGCAAAAAAUAGGUUCUAACGUAAUGUAAACAUACAAAGCACAGAUAUACUUGAAUAUGGCUUGAUUUAUGUGAAUAGCAAGGACAUAUAUUAUGGAUAUAUAAUUUGUGAUAUUUUAAAAAAUUACUUUGUAAAAGAAUGUAUAAGCUGCAUAUAUAACUCAGGAGAUUACAUAUCUUAUAUUUCAAAGGAAAGAUUAUAAAAUUAAAAUAUCUUGGAGAACAGCUCUUCAUCAGACAUGAACAAGAAAAAAUACUCCAAAUUUGUAUUAACAAUCUUGAGUUUAUGAAUCCUAGAAACUAAAAUCUAGACUAUGGAAAGAUGAAAAUAACACUUGUUACUUCUGCAUUUCUGUGUCUGAUUGGGAGACUGCUCUGAUAAAAAGAAAAGAUAUCAUUGUAUAUGUAUUCAGAUAUCAAAUAAGACUAUAUAUAGGUUCAUUUUUGUUAUAAGCUCUUAAUAUUGAAUUUAACACUUUUGGAUAUUAACAAAUUCAUUGGAAAACCAUUUUAACCUCAGUUAACUUUAAAAACAAGCAUUCUGAACAAAUAAAAAUGUCUUAUUUUAUUUUUAUGUAUUGCUUUAUUUCAAAUGACUUUUUACGUGACUCACUAGUCAAUAAUACAUAAUUAAUUGGUGCCUACUAUUUGGAAGCUUUACGACUCAUUAGAGCAUGAGACUAUUCUUUGAGGUGUCCAGAGCAGUUACUACUAUUCUCAUCACACAGAUGAAGAUAGGCUUAGAGAAAAAGCAACUAUAAAAAGGCAUUUUGGAGUCAAUUGCACAAAUGUGAAUAAGGACUGGGCAUUAAAUAUCAAAGAAUUAUUGUUUUUAUUAGCUAAGAUAACGGCAUUAUGGUUAGCUUUUUUCAAAAUAUCCACAAUUUAUAGAAAUAUGUAUUAAUGAAAUGACAUAUAAGAGUUGCUUUAAAAUAUUUUAGGAGAAAACCCUACGGCUGAUUAGAUGAGGGAAGUGUGACUUGAUAGUUGUAAGACUUUUGUUAUUUGCAGAGUCUGGGUGGUAGAUAGGUUUGAAAUUUUUCAGAAUUAAAACGAAACUACUUAAAAUAAAUGAUGCAGUGGAUUUAGAUGUGAGAUAACUUGGACACUAGUGACAGCACAGAUACAGUGACUGCACAAACACAUGCGCGUCUGUCUGCAGAAGAACCUCUUGUGUAUGACAAAGACUUUUACUCAAUUCUGUCAGGGCACUGUUAUACUCAUUUUGUAGUUACUGUGAAUGUUUGGAUAUGCUGGCUUGCCCUAAUAUCAUUUAUUUAGUUGGUUUCCUCAUCGAAAUUGUAAUUUUCUCUGAGGCUGUGAAGAUUUCUUCAAAUAUCUUUACGCUAGUCUUUUUCUGUUGCCCUUGCAUGGUUAAAUGCUUGCUGAAUUAAUAGACACUUUAUUUUUCUUUGUUUAGGAAGAUGUUGGAUGCUAAACAUGUAUCUUACUUAAGCUUCUUAUUGACAUAGCAAAUCCUAAACUUAUUUCAUAUAUAUCUGUUCCUUUUCUAAAUUUAAAUGAAACAGAAUGGCCAUUUAUUUCUCCCAUUGUAUAACAAUCUUCUGGAAAUAGUAGCUGGUAUAGGAUGCCUCAAAAAAUCCCUGUAACUCUACAGGGUGAGGGUCAACUUCUGAAGUGGUGAUUCCCAGUUAUUUUGUGAGAUGAAUGUUAAAGUCAUCCCCAGGGUAGAAAUUAGACUUUUAUUAAAAAGCUAUUUUACUAAUCAUCAAUUGAUAAAUAAACUUCACACUUUUGGUCUGUUCAUUA
This is a messenger RNA of Lemur catta (Ring-tailed lemur), 2692 nucleotides long. RefSeq names its product COMM domain containing 8 (gene COMMD8). The transcript has 5 exons. The coding region runs from base 76 to 627 and encodes 183 amino acids. The record is from RefSeq and is a predicted model, not a curated record. Lineage: Eukaryota; Metazoa; Chordata; Mammalia; Primates; Lemuridae.